GCUCAUUUUAGCGUGCCAGGGGCGAAAAGGUGACAGGGACAACGCUGUUUGGGCUUAGUGGUACGCUGAGGCAUAACCGAACAAGCGGUGCGGGCUAGCACGACACCUAAUGGGCGCCAAGCGCGAGCCGCAGCGGCGCUGGCACCGCAAGCUCGCCGCCGCCGCGUGCGCACUAGCGCUGGCCACGCUCGCGCUGCGCUUGGCCGCGUCGCGGCCGGGCGCCGCGCAGCACUGGCUCGCGUCGGUCAACAUCGAACAACGAGCGGGCGUGCCCCGGAGGUGCGGCUCCGACGGGCGAGCCACUUAUGCGUGGAUGAACCCGGUCCAAUUCAACCGGACGUUCACGCGCGCGCGGGGCACGGCGCUGUUUCUGGUGGGCUGCGGCCACUCGGGGACGACGCCGCUGACCGCGCUGCUGCAGCGCCACCCCGGCGUCUUCGUCUACGCGCCGUCCGCGGACCUGGAGUACGCGAUCAAGCCGGACAGCUUCUCCCCACUACUGGGGUCGUCUCAAAACGACCGGGCGACCUUGGACCGCCUCGCACGCGGCAACGCGUGGCUCGUGAAGAGUCCCUCGAACGUCUGCCGGCUGGGCUACAUCCUGAUGCACGUGCCGUCGGCGCGCGUCGUCGCGUUGGUGAGAGACGGGCGCGACGUCAUGUUGAGUUUGAUGGAGCGGUACCCGGACGCGGACCCCGCGGGCGACUUGUGUCUCGGGCGGUGGGUCCACGACAACACUGCAUUAUUACUGUACGAGCGGGACCCGCGGCUCCUGAUCGAGCGGUACGAGGACCUCUUCGAGGGCGCGCCGCGGUACCCGUCCCUCCGGCGGAUUUUGGGGCACUACGGCGUCACCUAUGAUAACGUCGCGGACCUGAUGGCGCGCCCCGCGAGCGACGCGCAUGGGUCCACGUCCGCCAAGGCGUCCGCGGCGCACACGCGCCUGCGCGCGCAACAGGUGUCGAAGCCGCUCCGCACGGCCGCGCCGCGCUGGCCCGCGGAGCUGAGCCCCGCCCUGAAGCGGACCUUCAAGCGGGACAAGGCGGCCGUGAGGCUGCUCGUGCGGUUCGGCUACGCGAACGAUAGUAAUUGGUAAUUG
Pelagomonas calceolata is the source of this 1099-nucleotide messenger RNA. Lineage: Eukaryota; Pelagophyceae; Pelagomonadales; Pelagomonadaceae. The record is from the annotation of a GenBank genome assembly.